GCAAAAGAGCAAAAGAAAACGGUUGAAAACUCGCAGUAAAGCCUGUGUCCUCGAUGCUCCUCAGCACACAACAUCAUCAUCAUAUCGGGCGUGCUGGAGGCGAGCGGCCAGUUGACACGCGCGCGCGCGCACACAUACACACACAUACACGACGCAGGGACUGAGAGAGGCUAACGGCGUUCCUCCGGAUUUCUCCUCCGCCUCGCAACAGAGCCAUACAUCCUCCUCACCGAUGUUUCCGACCGACUGAAACACGGGGAUUUAUUCCUUCCGGUUAUGUUUGACUGUUGAUAAUAAUAAAACAAAAAAAAAAGACAGCUAAAAAAAACUGUGUACAUUAUGUUUUUGUUAGCAUUUCAUGCUAGAAGACGGUUGACUAGCGUUUAUCCGGGGCCGCUGGGUUUGCAGUUCGUGCUUUGGAUUGUAUGUGCUGUUUACGGAGAGGAGCAGCCCUUCAGUGUGGAGGCAUGGCUGCAGCGAUACGGCUACCUCCCCCCCACAGACCCUAGAAUGUCAGUCCUGCGCUCAGCUCAGAGUAUGCAGUCUGCUAUCGCUGCCAUGCAGCGGCUCUACGGCCUCAACGUCACCGGUGCACUCGACAAGAACACCAUAGACUGGAUGAAAAAGCCUCGCUGUGGUGUACCAGACCAGCUCGGCGGUGCCUCCAGAUUCAGCGUACGGAAACGACGCUACGCACUCACGGGACAGAAGUGGCAACACAAGCAUAUCACAUACAGCAUAAAGAACGUCACACCCAAGGUGGGCGCAGAGGAGACCCAUGAUGCCAUCCGACGGGCAUUUGAUGUGUGGCAGAACGUGACACCGCUGCGCUUUGAGGCCGUUCCCUACAGCGAACUGGAGAGAAAUAAGAAAGAUGUGGAUAUUACAAUCAUAUUUGCCUCUGGCUUCCAUGGAGACAGCUCUCCCUUCGAUGGGGAAGGGGGCUUUCUGGCACAUGCUUACUUCCCUGGGCCAGGCAUUGGAGGAGACACACAUUUCGACUCAGACGAGCCCUGGACCCUAGGGAACCCUAACCAUGAUGGAAAUGACCUGUUCCUGGUGGCAGUGCAUGAGCUGGGUCAUGCGUUAGGUCUGGAGCACUCCAAUGACCCCACAGCCAUCAUGGCCCCCUUCUACCAGUACAUGGACACAGAAAACUUCAAACUGCCUCAUGAUGACCUGCAGGGCAUCCAGAAGAUUUAUGGACCUCCAGACAAGAUUCCUCAGCCUACAAAACCUUUACCGACAGCCCCACCUCCACGCUCUCACCCCCCCUCAGACCCACGCAAACAUGACCGUCAGACACGACCACCACGUUUACCCACGGGGGACAAACCCACUCAUCCCAACGCCAAGCCCAACAUCUGCGACGGCGACUUCAACACACUCGCCAUCCUGCGCCGGGAGAUGUUUGUGUUUAAGGAUCAUUGGUUUUGGAGGGUCAGAGACAACACAGUAAUGCCAGGCUAUCCCAUGCUCAUCAACGUGUUCUGGAGAGGUCUGCCAGCCAAGAUAGACGCUGUCUAUGAAAACAGCGAGGGCAAGUUCGUCUUUUUCAAAGGAAAGCAGUUUUGGGUGUUCAAGGACACUAUACUCCAGCCCGGCUACCCAAAGGACAUCUCCAUGUUUGGGAACGGCAUGCCAGCUCAGAGUAUUGAGACCGCCGUCUGGUGGGAGGACGUAGCCAAGACCUACUUCUUCAAAGGAGACAGAUAUUGGCGAUACAAUGAGGAAAUGCGGACCAUGGAUCCUGGAUACCCAAAGUCCAUAGCGGUGUGGAAAGGUGUUCCAGAUUCUCCUCAGGGUGCCUUUGUGGACAAAUCUAAUGGUUUCACAUACUUCUACAAAGAUAAAGAGUACUGGAAGUUCAACAAUCAGAGGCUACGGGUGGAGCCCGGCUACCCUCGCUCCAUCCUCAAGGACUUCAUGGGCUGCGAUAUGAUGCCCAUCGACCCUGAACACAUCCCCACUGAGGACGUGGACAUCGUCAUCAAGCUGGACAACGAGGCCAGCACAGUGAAAGCCAUCGCCAUUGUCAUCCCCUGCAUCCUGGCACUGUGCCUGCUGGUGCUGCUCUACACCAUCUUUCAGUUCAAGAGAAAGGGCACACCACGCCACAUACUGUACUGCAAGCGCUCCAUGCAGGAGUGGGUGUGAGACAGAGCCCUGCCCAGGCCAGCCCCUUUACUCCCAUUCCCCCCUGGCAGAUGCCGUGGUGGUACAGCCCACCUUAAACCUGCGUACGGCCCUGAUAUCCCUCUGUCUCGCUCCAUUUCUUUGAGGAGCAGAGAGGGCCUUUGCCUAAAUCUACCCCCCUCCAGGAGAGGAAGGGUGCAUCAUCCUUACUCCCAUUCCCUUUCCCAACAGCUCAGCGCACCUGCUUUAAGACUAGGGAGGGUUUCAGAUCAGACUCCCAUGGUGCAUUGCGACGUCCUGCGUCAAAUCAGGUCUCAACUGUUUUAAGUGGGGAAAAAGCUGAUUGCUAUAGCCCUAGGUUUUACUCCCAACUGCACGCUUGAUAGAGAGAAAAAAAAAGAAUAGAAAAAAAAUCAUAACUUACUUGAAUUCAACAGAUUCAUCUUAAGCGUUUACCUUUUCAUUUUAUUUUUUAGCCUUUCGUUUGGCUUUGAUCCAUAAACACUAUUUUGAAGCAGAUAUAUUUACGGUAAUUCCCUUUAAGCACUCCUGCAAAUGAGAGUCCAAACCAAAUAAAGUUUUCUCUCCAAAAAGGAUUUUUAUAUUAUUAUUAUUAUUAUUAUUAUUAUUUUGUUAAUGCUUUCUUUUCUUUUUUCCUCCCUGCUCCUAAACUUUCAGUGAUAAGAAGUAGGUAACUCUUGACUGUUCUGGCAGUCUGUCUCAAAAAACAGGGGCCAAAAUAUUCUGCAAUAUUUUUAACAGCCUUAAUUGUAGAUCAUGUUUUUCUUGUUUGGUCUUUUUUGAGCUUUGCUUUGUCAGCAAGCCAGUGGGUGGUGUCUGUUGCGUUGCUACCUUUGUCCUUCAUUUCGUUAACCAAGUUUGCCACUGCGCGGUUCUGCCAAGUCACUGGAUCUGGAGCAAGCGGUAGUGUGCACUUAAAGUGAAAUAUGUCAGUGGGAGCAGAGGGAAAGAUUCUAGUCACUACAUCAACUAAUGUAUUACUGCUACUAUCUGAUGUGCUCUGUCAGUAUAUCAGUCAGAUAGCGCUUCAGAGAAUAACUUGUUUGUUCCUGUUUACCUGCCCUGCAACAGAGCCGGGAGUGCUGGUGCUCCUCUCUGAAAGGAACUCGCAGUCAGCAGAGAGUGUGUCAACUCUUCUGGACUGCCUUGUUUUUGGUGGGUGGUGUUGAUAUCCCAAAGCCUUGGCACACACUGCACAUGGACAAGAGCAUCUCAGGACACUGCUCGUGCAUACGAGCAUUCACGUCCGCGUUCGUCUCCUCUGCCUGACUACAGAGGAUGACCGAAAAGAAAUAAAUCAUACGGUCAUGGUAGGUUAAAAAAAUAUAUAUCUGGAUGGAACCAGAACUGUUAAUACGCCUCGCGGCAUGCAACUUGAACUCAGCCUAUUGCAUUGGAAGGACUUGUUCUGAAACUCCUAAAUAUACAGUACCUUGCUUGCAAUUGUCUUUUUAUUUUGUUUUCUUAUAUUCUUGGUACAGUAAAGAACAAAAAAAAAAUAUGAAUGGUCUCAACCUCAAGGUACAAGUGGUACUCAAAAGAGCUGAGCAGUCAUCAGGAAUUCUUAUUUUUGGCUGAUUCUGGUCAUAAGAGAUAUCUUGAUUUGUUACUAAUUCAUUCUAACUGACAGAAACUGACAAACAUGUUGUUGCUCUUUGGCAAGCAUUGUUUGAAUAUGGGUCUGUAUCAUGCUGAUGUUUUCUUUUAUAUUUGUUUAACAACAAAUGAGACGACUAUAUGUAAGAUUCCAAAUGGGACGAGGGACCAGUCCUGACAGAAAAAUAAAUUGAUUAGUAUAACACAAAUGGCUUUAUGCUUUUUGCUCAUACAUAUGCACUUUGUUUAAAUGCCUAAAGCAAAAUGCAAAGCAUCUUCCUUUAACUGCCUUGCUAUGAUUUUUUUUUUUUUUGGCGCUCAUUCAUUCUUACCCAACUGUUGCCGUCGUUGUGCAUGUGUGUAUGCAUGAAACUGUGUGUAUGCAGCUCCAUAUUUUCCAAAGAGUUAGAGGAAACUGACAUGUUUAUUAGAAGAAUAGAUUCAGAUAGCAUUAGAAUAAUUAACAAUAAACAUGGACAGACUAGCUGCUUUGCACGUUUCAGUUGAACCUGAUGAACUGAGGUUCAGUUUGGCUCUGCAGUUUAACAUGUUGAAAGUGUGCUUAGAAGAGCUGUACAAAAUUCAUAUGGACACUCAACCCCGGACCUUUUGGCACGUUAAUGUUUUCGCCUCACACUAACCAGUGCUGUUAAUAAUCUUUCAGACAUGGGAAAGCCCUAUUCCUGGUUUGAUAAGAAUUGGUGCUAAUUUGACCUACACUGGCAACGUAAUCUUAUGGUGCUAUUCUCUUUUUUAAUUCAGUAUGGAUUUACAUUCGAGUGACUGUGACCUAAGCAGGAAUAAUCCACUUUAUUUUAACACUAAUCCAUAUUUGUACAUUGGUGUAUUGUCUGAUGAAUCACAGUUACCAGAAAUCCUUAAAGAAACAUUUGUUUUGAACCAGCUUUAUUAUCAGUUUGCACACUAAUUCAUGUGUAUUGAUGCAGAUAUACGCGGUGUUGUGUGGCUGCGGGUCGUUCAUUUCCAUGUGGGUUCAGUUUUGCAGACCAUUCUGUUUCUGUUGCAAUUCUUAUGUCUUAACAUUCUCAGUUCACUUUCACGAUUUUAUCUAAACCUGUAUUAUUAUACAUUCAUACUCGCCACAUACCAGUUACACACCAUUAAGAGGAACAGCUACAAAGAAAAGCCUUUUCUUUUUUUCUUCUUAUAUAUUUUUGUUUUCAUUCUGGCAUCACCCUGGCAUGUUUUUUUUUUGUGCUGUAUCAUUUCAUCAUUCAUUUCACUGAUCAAUAAACACAAUUGAACAUA
This is a messenger RNA of Hemibagrus wyckioides, 5022 nucleotides long. RefSeq names its product matrix metalloproteinase-16-like. Gene Ontology annotation, molecular function: metalloendopeptidase activity; zinc ion binding. Lineage: Eukaryota; Metazoa; Chordata; Actinopteri; Siluriformes; Bagridae. Gene Ontology annotation, cellular component: extracellular matrix. Gene Ontology annotation, biological process: skeletal system development; extracellular matrix organization; collagen catabolic process. The record is from RefSeq and is a predicted model, not a curated record. Bases 340 to 2157 code for a protein of 605 amino acids. The transcript has 10 exons.